Messenger RNA from Artibeus jamaicensis (Jamaican fruit-eating bat), 1671 nucleotides. It is a transcript of the gene TMEM125, whose product is annotated as transmembrane protein 125. The transcript is spliced from 3 exons. The coding region runs from base 477 to 1130 and encodes 217 amino acids. The record is from RefSeq and is a predicted model, not a curated record. Lineage: Eukaryota; Metazoa; Chordata; Mammalia; Chiroptera; Phyllostomidae.
CCGCUGAAGGAGCAGUGCCACGUCAGCCAAUCGGCUCAAGCCCUGCCUAGGAAACACCUGUUGAUCUCCCUCCCCACCGCUGGUCUCACGGGGUGCAGGUUAGGCAGGUGAAGCACCUCCCCGGAAACGGAGCUGGAGCGCCCCACCUGCCCCGCUCGGGUUGGAUCCAGCAAUUCCAGGCUUCUCGAGCCAGCGGUGACAGCUGAAGCCAUGUGAGUGGAUCCUGAAUGAGGCUUUAUCUCUGGCUCUCGUCAUCGUCCGCAGUCCAUCGUGGCACCAGCUCCCUCGGCCACCCGGGAUGGGACAGGCAACUGAGAGAGCCAGAGAGAUGACGGUGACUUCACCCGGGACUGUGAAAGGAACAGGACUCUGGGCUUCCAGCUGCCGAGCAGGCGGUGGGAGCUCCGGACCCUGAUCCACACCCUUUAGUCCCUCCCUGGUUCUGUCCUCCGCCCUGACUUGUCCCAGACCCAGCCAUGCCCGGGGGAGAGGCUCCAGCCCUGUCAGGCAGGGGGCUGCCCCCCGAUGUGCUGGCGGAGCAGGUGGAGUUGUGGUGGUCCCAGCAGCCGCGGCGCUCGGCCAUCUGCUUCGGCAUGGCCGUGGGCCUCGUGGCCGGCUGCGGGGCGGGCGGUGUGGCACUGCUCGCCUCCACCAGCAGUCGCUCGGGUGAGUGGCGGCUGGCAGUGGGCACCGUGCUCUGCCUGCUGGCCCUGCUGGUUCUGGUUAAGCAGCUGAUGAGUUCAGCCGUGCAGGACAUGAACUGCAUACGCCAGCCCCAACAUGUGGCCCUGCUGCGCAGCGGUGGUGGUGCCGAUGCCCUCGUGGUGCUGUUCAGUGGCCUGGUACUACUGGUCACCGGCCUGACACUGGUUGGGCUGGCCGCCACCCCUGCCCGGCCACUGACCGCCAUGCUGUCCGUGGGCAUCGCCCUGGCUGUCUCCAGCUCACUCUUGCUACUGGGCUUGCUGCUGUAUCAAGUGGGCAUGAGUGGACACUGCCCUCCCAUCUGCACAGCUGCCCCCUCCGCCCACAGUGACCACGGCAGCAACGGCAGCAUCUUCAGCAUCUCAGGACGGCUGUCUGCUGUCCGGCGUCAGGAGACCACGUCCAGCAUCGCCAGCCUCAUCUGACCAAGCCAGAACCCUGCCCACAGAUCUGAGCCUGGGCGUGAGUGAGUGCAUGUACGUGUGUGUGUGCACGUGUCCCCAGGACUGUCCAGCCCUUCUGUGUGAUGUGCACUGGGGCUGUGGAACUGCCAGGGGCCAUCUGUUUGUAUCUGGGGACCUGGGGCAGAGACCUGUCUGGGAUCCCCGGAGACUCUUGGCUCCUAUUCCCCACACCCCUUUCCAGCCAACCCUGCCCUCCAACCCCGUCAGGGAUUUCCCCGGGAGGAAUGGCUGCCCCCCCAGAGGGUGCACUGGCAGGUCUCCAUUGAGGAGAAUCGCUGGUGACAAAGUGGAGAGAACAUGGGCUCUGGAAUGGGACAGGCUCGGAUUGGACUCCCCCUUCUGCCACUUCCCAGCUGGGGAACUUGGGCCAGUGACUUAACCUCUCUGAGCCUCAGUGUCUUGAGAGUCGUGGCUGCGGUCGUGAUAGUUCUGAGGAUCAAAUGACAUGUGUGGAAGGACUGGGUACGUGACAGAGGUGCAAUAAAAGUGGUGGCUGCUCUUA